AACAUAUUGUAUGCCAACCGCGGUUAAACCCCACUGAAGAAGAAGAAGAACGACGACUCACUGUUGUGCUGUCAAUAUGCUCACCUUUGUGUCCGUUUCAAAUGCAUUACUACAGGACGACUCAGAUUCAGUCUGAGGCCGGUAACAUCAACAGUGAGGACAAACCCAGCCUGCCUCUCUCCUUCCACACUGAGUCCAAACCUACAGUCACUGGGUCCUGAUUGUGACAGUGGAGCCCAGUUUGCUCUGCAGGAUCCAGAGAUGGCAUCAGUGAAGCUGGAAGACUGCAGUCAAACACUGGAGCUGAAUGUCAACAUUAAAGAUGAAGAAGAAGAGGAGGAGAUUGGUACAUCUGUUUCUCAUGGGGACCAUGUUGAGACAUUCUCUACAUCCAGAGAGCAACAGCAGGAAGAUCACAGACCUAAGAGGUCUCACUACUGCCCACAUUGUGAGGAGGUUUUCCCAUUUCUAUCAGGACUAAAAAUACACCUACAAAUACACACAGGAGACAAUCCGUAUUCCCCCUCUGACUAUGAGAAGAGAUUCACAACAUCACAUUCUCUGACAGUUCACCAGAGUGUGCACUCUGGAGAGAAGCCUUACUCCUGCUCUGACUGUGGGAAGAGUUUCUCUCGACUGAGCCAUUUAAAAAGACACCAAAGUAUACAUAAAGGAGAGAAGCCUUACUCCUGCUCUGACUGUGGGGAGAGUUUCGCUCAACUGGGGACUUUAAAAAAACACCAACGUAUUCACACAGGCGAGAAGCCUUACUUCUGCUCUGACUGUGGGAAAAAUUUCUCCCGAUUGGAUACCUUAAAAACACAUGAACGUAUACAUACAGGAGAGAAGCUUUACUCCUGCUCUCAUUGUGGCAAAUGCUUCACAACAUCAACUGAGCUAAAAGUUCAUCAGAGAACACACACAGGAGAGAAGCCUUACUCCUGCUCUGACUGUGGGGUGAGUUUCUCUCGACUGGGCCACUUAAAAACUCAUGAAAGUAUACACACAGGAGAGAAGCCUUACUACUGCUCUGACUGUGUGAAAUUCUUCACAACAUCCACUGAGCUAAAAGUUCAUCAGAGAACACACACAGGAGAGAAGCCCUACUCCUGCUCUGACUGCGGGGCGAGUUUCUCGCAACUGGGCAACUUAAAAACACAUGAACGUAUACAUACAGGAGAGAAGCCUUACUACUGCUCUGACUGUAGAAAAUGUUUUAAAACAUCAACUGGGCUAAAAGUUCACCAGAGAACACACACAGGAGAGAAGCCUUACUCCUGCUCUCACUGUGGAACUAGUUUCUCUCGAUUGGGACACUUAAAAACACAUGAACGUAUACAUACAAGAGAGAAGCCUUAAACAUGCUCUUGACUGUGGGGCGAGUUUCUCUCGACUGGACAACUUAAAAACCCAUAAAAGUAUACACACAGGAGAGAAGCCUUAUUACUAGAUCUGUGGCGGCCAUGACGUUGUGUCAGCCGGUGAUUGUCAUAUAAAUAAUUACCAGUCUCAUGGUAAUUGACCGGUAAUUAACCUAAACAUGUUUAGCAUAUCUUGGCUUCCACAUAUAGCCUACAAGCCACUGAUGUGGACCUUUUGAAACAUCUACAUUGUAAAAAGUACAAUAAAUCCAUUUAAUAUA
Oncorhynchus tshawytscha (Chinook salmon) is the source of this 1642-nucleotide messenger RNA. RefSeq names its product zinc finger protein 239-like. Gene Ontology annotation, molecular function: RNA polymerase II cis-regulatory region sequence-specific DNA binding; DNA-binding transcription factor activity. Bases 262 to 1359 code for a protein of 365 amino acids. The transcript is spliced from 3 exons. Gene Ontology annotation, biological process: regulation of transcription by RNA polymerase II. The record is from RefSeq and is a predicted model, not a curated record. Lineage: Eukaryota; Metazoa; Chordata; Actinopteri; Salmoniformes; Salmonidae.